This is a messenger RNA of Trifolium pratense (red clover), 3963 nucleotides long. RefSeq lists its product as uncharacterized. Gene Ontology annotation, molecular function: nucleic acid binding. The record is from RefSeq and is a predicted model, not a curated record. Lineage: Eukaryota; Viridiplantae; Streptophyta; Magnoliopsida; Fabales; Fabaceae. Bases 1 to 3963 code for a protein of 1320 amino acids. The transcript is spliced from 4 exons.
AUGCCCAGUACUCGUACCUCCGAGGAACCAUUACAACAACCUAUACCCGAAAUAGAACGUUUUAUUCAUUUUAAACGUCGAAUCCGCGAACUUCAAAACCUCUUACCUAUGGCUAACAACGCACGUCCUCUUAGGGACUACGCCGUUCCUUCCGAAGAAGAACCGCAUUCGAGCAUCGCGCCCCCUAACAUCGAAGCAAGAAACUUCGAGUUGAAACCCGCUUUGUUGCAAAUCGUGCAACAAAACCAGUUCUCUGGUUCCCCUACGGAGGAUCCCAACCUCCAUUUAUCAGUGUUUGUGCAGUACGCAGACACGAUCAAAGCCAAUGGUGUCGAACCCGAAGCAAUACGACUCCGUCUUUUCCCGUUCUCUUUAAGAGACAGAGCUAGAGCUUGGCUCCAAGCUCUACCUUCGAACUCCAUCACUACAUGGAACGAACUGAAGAAGCAAUUCUUGGCUAGAUAUUUCCCGCCAAGUAAGACAGCUAUGCUAAGAGCCCAAAUCAACGGAUUUAGGCAAAAAGAUGGAGAAUCACUCUUCGAAGCUUGGGAAAGAUACAAGGAUAUGAUGAGACUCUGUCCACACCACGGUUUAGAACAAUGGCUCAUAAUCCAUACCUUCUAUAACGGGCUGCUUUAUAACACAAGACUAACCAUAGAUGCAGCCGCCGGUGGAGCACUGAUGGAUAAACCAUACCAAGAAGCCACCCAGCUUAUAGAAAACAUGGCCCAAAACCAUUAUCAAUGGGGAAGCGAACGCGCUGCUAUGGAGAAAUCCCAAACAAAAGGCGGUAUAUACGAAGUAAGUGGCAUAGACCAUGUCAACGCCAAAGUAGAAGCCCUUACUCAAAAGUUUGAGAGUUUAACCCUGCCAACCACAUCCACCGUAGCUGCAAUCCAACCAAAUUGCGAAGUAUGUGGAAUCCCUGGUCACGUACCAUCUGAUUGUUCUAUAUUAGCCGGACUCGACCAAGUGCAUUAUGCCGCUCUGUCCAAUAACUAUAAUCCUGGCUAUAAGAACCAUCCUAACUUAUCUUAUAUGAACAAUAAUACACUCAAUCCUACUCAAGCACCUCCAGGUUACCAAAAGCAAGGAGCACAACCAGCCGCACCUUAUCCACCAAGGAAGUCUAACUUCGAUAUUAUGAUGGAAAAAUUCUUAAACCAAAACAUUCACACUAAUGAAUUGGUAAAACAAUUAGCAACUAAGGUAGAUGCCCUAGCCACCCAUAACAAAAUGCUAGAAACACAGAUUUCCCAGGUGGCACAACAACAAGCAACUAUUGCCGCCCCAGCUGGCACAUUUCCAGGACAACCCGAGCCUAACCCAAAAGGGCAUGCGAAUGCCAUACAUGCUAUAAUCACAAGAAGUGGAAAGGAGUUGCAAGGACCACCUGAUUCUGGAGUAAAAAACUCAGAAAGCGCUAAGAUAACCAACAAGGAAGCCGAGAGUAGUGAACCACCAAAAGAGCCUGAGAAAGAAUCCGAAAAUCCCCAAUUAGGAGAUAAGGAGGGGACAACUAAAAAGCUUACACCUGCUGCACCACCUGUUUACAAAACACCUAUCCCUUUUCCUCAAAGAUUAGCUAAGACUAAAACUGAAGGACAUUUUAAGAAAUUUGUAGAACUUCUGAAGCAACUAAACAUAACCAUACCUUUCUCAGAAGCAAUAACGCAAAUGCCAACAUACUCAAAAUUUCUUAAAGAAAUUCUAUCAAACAAGAGGAAAUUAGAUGAGGAUAGUACAGUCGCACUUACCGAAGAAUGCAAUGCAAAGACUUCGAGAGAACACCAAAGAAGGAUAAACCCUAUCUUAAGCGAAGUAGUUAAGAAAGAAGUGCUGAAACUCUUAGACGCAGGCAUAAUAUAUCAAAUAUCUGAUAGUAAGUGGGUCAGCCCUGUUCAUGUAGUACCAAAGAAGGGAGGACUAACAGUUGUCAAAAACGAGAAGGGAGAAUUUGUACCUAAGCGAGUGGAAUCAGGAUAUAGAAUGUGUAUCGACUAUAGAAAAUUAAACAAAGCCACUCGGAAAGAUCAUUUUCCUUUACCGUUCAUUGACCAAAUGCUCGAGCGUCUAGCUAAACACUCCUAUUUUUGUUAUUUAGACGGAUACUCUGGAUUUUUCCAAAUCCCGAUACACCCCGACGACCAAGAAAAGACCACCUUCACAUGCCCUGUAGGUACCUUUGCCUAUAGACGUAUGCCUUUUGGAUUAUGUAACGCCCCUGCAACCUUCCAACGAUGUAUGAUGGCGAUAUUCGCAGAUUUUAUAAACAAUAUCAUGGAAGUAUUCAUGGAUGAUUUUUCUGUGUAUGGGGAAAGUUUUGAAGGAUGUCUCGCUAAUUUAGAAUUGGUAUUACAAAGAUGUGUUAAAGUCAACCUAGUACUCAAUUGGGAGAAAUGUCAUUUCAUGGUUCGUGAAGGACUAGUCUUAGGACAUAUAGUUUCUAAUAGAGGAAUAGAAGUGGACAAAGCUAAAAUUGAAGUAAUAGAAAACCUUCAACCUCCAAAAACCAUUAGGGACAUAAGAAGUUUCUUAGGACACGCAGGUUUUUAUCGUAGAUUCAUAAAAGACUUCUCUAAAAUAACUAAACCCUUAACAGGCCUUUUAAUGAAAGACGCCGAAUUCAUCUUCGACGACAAAUGUAUGGAAGCAUUCCAACACCUCAAGCAAGCCUUGAUUUCCGCACCUAUAAUGCAACCUCCUGAUUGGAGUGAACCAUUCGAGAUUAUGUGUGACGCCAGCGAUUACGCCGUAGGAGCCGUUCUAGGACAAAGAAAGGAUAAAAAGCUACACGCUAUCUACUAUGCAAGUAGAACUCUAGACGCGGCACAACUAAACUAUGCUACCACCGAAAAAGAACUCUUAGCUGUCGUAUUUGCAAUCGACAAAUUCCGCUCAUAUUUGGUAGGAUCUAAAAUCAUCAUUUACACCGAUCACGCAGCAAUCCGAUAUCUUAUGAGUAAGAAAGAUGCAAAACCAAGACUUCUAAGAUGGAUAUUGCUGCUACAAGAGUUCGACCUAGAAAUCAAAGACAAGAAAGGCAUAGAAAAUACGGUAGCUGACCACCUGUCUAGAAUAGAUGAUAUUAGGGAAGAACAUACCCCAAUUAACGAUGACUUCCCUUCUCGCGAUGAGAAAAUAGAUACCAUUCUAGUCCAAACUACAGCCCCCUGGUACGCUGAUUAUGUUAACUACAUAGCUGCCGGAAUAAUGCCACCUGAAUUAUCUUAUCAACAAAAGAAGAAAUUUUUCCAUGAUGUUAAACAAUUUUACUGGGACGAGCCCCUUUUAUUUAAAAGAGGCGCCGACGGAAUUUUUCGUCGAUGCGUCCCGGAAGAAGAAACAAGUGGCCAAGUAGAGAUCUCUAAUAGAGAAAUCAAAACAAUCCUAGAAAAAACCGUAUCCACUUCUAGAAAGGAUUGGGCCACCAAACUGGAUGAUGCACUUUGGGCAUAUCGAACCGCCUAUAAGACACCCAUAGGGACAACUCCAUUUAAACUCAUCUACGGAAAAUCUUGCCAUUUGCCGGUAGAAUUAGAACAUAGAGCCUAUUGGGCAAUUAAAAAUCUUAACACGGACUAUCAGGCUGCCGGAGCAAAAAGAAUGCUAGAACUAAACGAGCUAGAUGAACUUAGGCUAGAUGCUUACGAAAAUGCCAAGAUUUAUAAAGAGAGAACUAAAAAAUGGCAUGACGGGCACAUACUAAGGAAAGAAUUCAAGGAAGGAGAACUCGUACUCCUCUUCAACUCUAGGCUAAGGCUAUUUCCUGGAAAACUUCGUUCCAGAUGGUCAGGACCGUUUAAAAUAACUAAAGUCUUUAAAAAUGGGGCCGUAGAAAUCAAGAGUAAAUCAAACGCAACAUUCAUUGUUAAUGGACAGCGUUUAAAACACUACUAUUUCCCCAACGACGGAGAUCACUACUCAAGUUUAAAGUUAGAUGAUCUCCCACCUGAAACCUAG